AGCCGAGGGCUGCAGUGAUGGCACGGCAGGAACACGGCUGCAGUCGCUUCUCUUUAUUUCUGUUGAAGGAGGGUGGUGGUUUGCCAGUUCAUUUUGGGCGUUUUGUGAAAUUUGAUAAUGAAUCCCUUGUGUGUCUCUAUGUAACAGACCAUGUAACAAAGGACCAUUUCUUCGUAAAUAUGGAGGGCGAUUGUAAGUAUGAAUCUGUUUUCUUGGAGGUUUUGACUGCUCCUGUCCUUGCAGGCGUUUUGGAUGUCUUGCCAGAAGAGCUGCAUCUGGAGUAUUACAACUGCAGAGCAAAGAAUAUCAUUGGGAAUUACAUAAAUGCUGUUAGUUGUACAAUGGAAAAAUCGUCUGCUUCAGUUGAAAGCUUUAAAUGCAUCUACAAAAGCAAUUUGCUCUCUGCUUUCAAGAACAUGGGCACCCAGCCAUCACCUGCCUUUGGACUGGGAGGACAGCAAACAUCAAGCUUCUGCCUCACCUUCAAGUGGUGCUUUGUUUUGACAGACUGCCAGUGGCUGUCCAGUGCCUCUGGACAUCACGUCACCUCAGCGUCUGCUGCAGUCACCAACACCACCGCCUCAGAGAAGUUAUUUACACCCAAGAGCGAAUUAUCAGCUGAAGAGUGGCAACAGUUUGAAGCAAAGGAGUUCACCAUUGGAAAGAUUCCUCUUAAGCCACCCCCAUUAGAACUUUUAAAUGCUUAUGACCUUUUAAAUUUAUUCAGAAGUAACAUGUUUUGAAAUCAAAUCAAAGGCUUCCAUUUUGUUACUUUUUGUCUCCUCUCUCAAGUCUCUUCUGCAGGAAUAAACCCCCAGUUAUAAACAUUGGAA
Molecule: messenger RNA, 833 nt
Organism: Pipra filicauda (Wire-tailed manakin)
Lineage: Eukaryota; Metazoa; Chordata; Aves; Passeriformes; Pipridae
Product: nucleoporin NUP42-like
Exons: 3
Coding region: 18-743 (241 amino acids)
Cellular component (GO): nuclear envelope
Molecular function (GO): nuclear export signal receptor activity
Source: RefSeq, a predicted model, not a curated record